AUGUGGAUUGCCAUCAAGCCGUUGCGACGCGAUAAAAGUCUGGCCCAGUCAAAGUACUCGAUGCGGUGCAAGCGCCUGCUCAUACCCUCACGGGAACCCGGCCGUCGCAUCAAAGCGGACCUAUAUCUGCCGCCGCACCCAAACCCAGGCGACAGAGAUCGUUUCCGACCGGUCCUCGUCAACUACCAUGGUAGCGGCUUUGUUCUGACUGGUCUACUUGGAAGCAAAGUGCUCUACUGUGCGCGCAUCGCCUGCGAACUUGGUAUCGCAGUUCUUGAUGCAGACUAUCGCAAGGCGCCCGAGCACCCGUUUCCUGCCGCGAUCCACGUCAUCGAGGAUGUCCUGCGUUGGGUUUCGAGCCCUGCUACUGAGAAUACCGAUUACCUGUUCGAUAGACGGCGGGUUAUGCUCUCGGGCUUCAGCUCGGGAGGCUCGCUCGCUCUGGUUGCAGCUUCGGUGCUGCGCGCGGAUACAUACCCUUCCAUCGAUGCCGACAUUCGUGCUGUAGUGGGAAUAUACCCAUCAACGGAUCAUGUCACACCACUGGAAGACAAGAAGCCACCGAAGGAGGGUAUUGGGAAGUCAUCCCCGGAAUUUUCGAGGAUAUGUCUCGAUUGCUACAUGCCGGACUAG
This is a messenger RNA of Diaporthe amygdali, 633 nucleotides long. RefSeq names its product Gibberellin receptor GID1B. Gene Ontology annotation, molecular function: hydrolase activity. Lineage: Eukaryota; Fungi; Ascomycota; Sordariomycetes; Diaporthales; Diaporthaceae. The record is from RefSeq and is a predicted model, not a curated record. The coding region runs from base 1 to 633 and encodes 210 amino acids. The transcript has a single exon.